This is a messenger RNA of Hyaloscypha bicolor E, 1339 nucleotides long. RefSeq names its product peroxisomal d3,d2-enoyl-CoA isomeras-like protein. The record is from RefSeq and is a predicted model, not a curated record. Bases 347 to 1186 code for a protein of 279 amino acids. Gene Ontology annotation, cellular component: peroxisomal matrix. Gene Ontology annotation, biological process: fatty acid beta-oxidation. NCBI's taxonomy places the organism in Eukaryota, Fungi, Ascomycota, Leotiomycetes, Helotiales, Hyaloscyphaceae. The transcript has 5 exons.
CAUUUGGACGCCAUGGAGGCUCUUGAAGACCCAUUACAGCUCCAGAUAGCUCUGGCAUACGAUAAUCGGGCAUUUUGGUGAUGUUCCUGUCAUCCCUCGGCUCAUGCAGAAGUUUCCCCGCAGGGGUUCGGCCGAGACGAAAGAGGUUAGAGGUUUUACUGCACCUACACGUUUCCCAUGAAUAAAUGCACAAAACAAAGUUUAUUUCAGCUUCGAAUUCUUAAUUGUUUGAAGUUGGUCUCUUCUCUGAAGCCUCCUUUGUAAAGAAUUGGAUCAUUUUCCAGCUUCAUUGAAUCCGCUUCCCCGCCUUGCUCCAAGAGAUUUCAGUGACUAGUCAACAGUCAACAUGCCUUCUAAAUACCAAGACAUAAUCCUAGAAAUCACCGGCCAAAUCGGGGUGAUCAAGUUGAACCGCCCCAAAAGCCUCAACGCAUUCGGCGGCAAACUGAUGCAAGAAACCAUCUCUGCAAUACGAGAACUGAACGAGCACCCCGAUACAGUCUUCACCGUCCUAACCGGAGAAGGGAGAUUCUUCUCUGCUGGUGCUGAUGUGAGAGGAUCCGGACUCGAAACCUCUGAGAACUAUGCCUCGAAAGCAGAAAAGAAGAUUGCCUAUUUGGCGAUGUCUGCGCCUGCAAUCGAAAUGCUCCGCUCCAUAAUCGACCACACGAAAAUCUUCGUCCUUGCUCUUAACGGUCCGGGGGUUGGGGGAGGCGCAGCCUGGUUUACAGGUGUUUCCGACAUAGUUCUAGCCUCCUCUUCCGCAUAUCUGCAAGUGCCAUUUUCCGCCCUCGGACUCGUGCCUGAAAACGGAUCUGCGAUCAACUUUUCGCAAUCCAUGGGUGUGCAUCGGACGAAUGAGUUCUUGAUGUUUGGGAAGAAGUUAAGUGCUCAAGAGCUCGAGCAAUAUGGAAUGGUGAACCGAGUCUUUGAGUCGAAGGGUGAGGAUUUUCAGAAACAGGUUAGAGAGUAUUUGGAGGAGCAGUUAAGCGUCAAUGAUGGGAAGAGUAUGAUGGAGAUGAAGAGGUUGCAGAAUGCGCCGUUGAGGGAUGGGAGGUUGGUUGCUGUGUGGAAUAGCAUGGAUGCUCUGGCAGAGAGAUUCGUUGAUGGGGCUCCGUAUAGAAGGUUUGAAAUUAAGAAGAGGGAGUUGGAAGCGAAAUCUAUGAGCCGAGCUUCGAAAAUCUAGACGAAAUGAUAUUUGACCUUAGAGAGUAAAGUUUUGCUAUCAUCAAAUCCCUCCUUGCAUUCUUCAUCCUCAGAUCUACAUGUUGGCCAAUCCGCCGCACCACUCAUCAACCAGCACGGACGAGCGUCCUUGUCCAGAGAUUUCUGUAUAGCA